AUGAAGGGCGCUCUUGCUACUCUGCUCUUGGGUGCUGCAUCCGUUCGCGCUGGUAACGUUAUUUGGAGUGGGAUCUUCAACUCAUCUGCUACCGUCGCGAAUUUCGACAAAUGGUCGUGGUCAAACCAAAUUCAACCGUGGCAGUGGUACAUCCAUGGGUCGGGAGCUACGACUGAGUACCUAGAGUUGUCGCCUAGCUUCAAGAACCCUGCGGAUACGAGUGAUGCUCAGGGUAUCAAGAUCACCAUUGAUGGAACCGCGUUCUGGAAUGGGCAGACCAUGGAACGAUCCGAGAUUAUUCCUCAGACUUCGACUAACCUCGGAACGGGACACCUGUAUUACCACUUCUCCCUUUCGACUUCUUCGACGAAUCCGCCUAACGCGGGAUUCGAACAUCAAAUUGCGUUCUUUGAGAGCCACUUCACGGAAAUCAAGUACGGACUUAUCUCGGGCGAAGCGGGGACUACAGAUAAUUUGUUGCGAUGGGACGUCAGCAGUCAGACGCAGUGGUCUACACAGCUGGAGGCAGGUACCUGGUACAACUUUGCCUACGACAUCGACUUCGGCGCGAACACCGUUGGUCUGUGGGCUUCUACUGGCUCGGACCCGCUCACGCAGGUCGUAGCGCCAGUGAGUGCGUCGACCUCCACAAACUCGGAGGAUUGGCACAUUGGAGAACUGCGUUUGCCGAAUGGCGGGACGGAUGCUGAUGCAGAGGAUUGGUUCUGGUCUGGAAUCUUCAUUGAGGAGGGACCGAUUACGACGAGCAUUGCGGGACCGUUCCCUGGACAAGGUGGGUCGGCUGCAGGCAGCCCAGGCAGCAGUAGUGCACCAGCGUCGAGCCCUGCAGGCCCCACGUCUGCCCCUGCGUCGACCACCGUCUCGAGGACUUCUAGUGCACCAGCCACGAGCACGUCGGCUACUGGUCCUUUGCAGACUCAGUGGGGACAGUGUGGAGGCACUGGCUACACGUAA
Fomitiporia mediterranea MF3/22 is the source of this 975-nucleotide messenger RNA. RefSeq lists its product as uncharacterized. The coding region runs from base 1 to 975 and encodes 324 amino acids. The record is from RefSeq and is a predicted model, not a curated record. Lineage: Eukaryota; Fungi; Basidiomycota; Agaricomycetes; Hymenochaetales; Hymenochaetaceae. The transcript has 5 exons.